CACAACUGCAGUGGUGCAGUUUGCAGUUAAAUAGUUCUGUGUUCUGUUGCAGUUUUGUAUUUCACAGCUUUUAUAUCAGAUUCAGCUUAUUUGCAUCUUAUUUGUGCUUUUUCUUCCAAAAAUCUCCAUGAAAUUUUAUAAUAAUCCAUAGUUCAUGCAUAGCAGAUCUGUACCAUGACUCAGAAACAGCUCUACUGGUUCAAUAAACGGUGUUCGGUUCCUGAUUGCUCUAACUCAUCCACCGAGGGUCCGGGCGUUAACAAGGAGUAUUUCGAUCUUCCUGCUGAACCUCAAGCUCGGAAGCGCUGGUUGAAUGCUAUACUCAUCGAGGAUGGUGACGAUUUGAAAAUUUGUGAAGAUCAUUUUCAGGAAACUGAUGUUUUCCGGGACAAAAACAAUCGCAAAAAGUUGAUAAUCAAUUCUGUUCCUAGCUUAUUAUCUAAACCAAAUAUAUGUACAAGGUGUCAUGGUUUGAAAAAUCCUUCAUCCGUAAGCUCCAUGAGCAAAACAUGCCAAUGUGAAAAUUCUGUACUUACUCCAAAACAGCCUCCCAGUGAAAAAUCUUCUGAUGCAGUUCAAUCUCCAGAACAUCCAGUAUUUUCCAAUACUGCCAAAAAACCGCGUUUGAAAUGGACAACACAUGAGAAAAAUAUCCUUUUUAAAGUAAUCAAAAGUUAUGGAGAGGUCAAAGUGGGAGCUAAAAUACAUAUCAAUUGGAGGAAUGUUGCGAUUUAUUGCCGAGCCAAGGGAUGUUUUGGUAAUCAAAACGAACUGAGAAAUGUAUGGCAAUCCAUGCGUAUCAAUGCCGUCAAAGUUUAUAGAAAUGAAAUAUUCGGAUCCAAAUUGGAUAGGAAAGUAUCAAGGUUUCUCUUUGGAAAAGCUCCCAGGAAAAACAGGAGAAAGAUUACUAAUAAUAAUAAUAAUAAUGAGAAUGAUGGUGUUUCUAAAGAAAUUAUUGACACCUCAACAACUGAAGGCGACGAACAACGUAAAAGACAAGCAAUGAUAGAGAGUGCAGAAAAAGAAGAACUAGAGACUAUCCCAACUGAUUCUACAACAGAAUCUGGUAUAGUUGUUGAAGAUAUUGAAGAAUACGACGCAGAGGAGGAAGAUAGCGACGAAUAUUUCACUUUAUCUGAUGUAGAGGAUUUCUAUCAUAUUCAAAUUCGUCCAAGAAUAAAUAACAAUGAGAUCUAGUGGAGAUUAGACGACUCACCUGAUAUAGUAAUAAUAAUUAUUAAACUUCUUGUAUUAAGAUACAAGACUUUGUUUGAAAUUUAUAUGUACAUAUUUGAUUUUUUCUCAUUAUAUUUUUAUAAAUGUUAAGUAGAAAAUAUUCCCUAAUAGUUGAGGCCCGACAUGAAUAUUGUUAUAAUUCAUUAUAGAUGUAAUAACUACAUAUAUUUAUUUGGUAUUACCAGAAUGAUUUUUUAUUAAUUAUUAAUAGUGUUAUAAUAAUAAAAAAGUGAGCGAAUAAACUUUAUUAAUUUGAUAUAAACAUGUUUGUUUAAUAUGUCAUAUUCAUAUUAUUAUACCUAACAGGACUCCAAAGGCCUGUAUGUUCAUCUCUUCUGAAAUAGUGCGGUCGGUUGUCUCGGAACACAGUUAUUGCUGGAAAUUGGUUGUCUUGGAUGUACUUUAAAGUAGCUCUUAUCUAAAAUCAUAUUUUGAAAUAUUUGUAAUUUUGUAGCUAUUAAUUAUCACCUGCAUAACAAAAUGUGGUGGUUGAACUUCAGGCGAAGUCGACAAUUGUUGCAAGAUAAAAUCGUCAGUCUGUUCCAGCCACAAAUCAACGCCUCGUAGUGGCUCAUAAUUGAAAGGCCCAAUCCUCAGAAGGCCUAGACUACAAUCGUAUAUAUCUAAAACCUGAAAUUUGAAUUUGAAACUAGUGCUCACAAAAUUGAAAUGCCCAUUACUUGAGGAAUUCCAGUUAAAUGCCGUGCCAUUCUCAGCGCUUGUUCUGGACCUUUAUCUGGAAAAGUAGCUGGAAAUAUUUCUCCGGUUUUAAUGUUGAUGCCGAUACCGUAAACUACGGGCCAUGGUAUGCCUCCUCUGAGUGUUGUGUUUAAUUCUCCCAAGCAGGCCAAUGUAAGAUCAAUUUCUACUGGAUGUUUGUGGAAAAC
Messenger RNA from Ceutorhynchus assimilis (cabbage seed weevil), 2123 nucleotides. Lineage: Eukaryota; Metazoa; Arthropoda; Insecta; Coleoptera; Curculionidae. The record is from the annotation of a GenBank genome assembly.